AUGGUACAAACAAAAAAGUUCAGAGGUGUCAGGCAACGCCAGUGGGGCUCCUGGGUGUCAGAAAUCCGACACCCUUUGCUGAAAAAAAGAAUUUGGCUGGGUACAUUCGAGACGGCCGAGGCCGCCGCGAGGGCGUACGACCAAGCGGCCGUCCUAAUGAGCGGCCAAAACGCGAAGACGAAUUUCGCGGGUGGCUUUGCAGAUGGUGGAGGAAUUGCUUUAUAG
This is a messenger RNA of Striga hermonthica, 225 nucleotides long. NCBI's taxonomy places the organism in Eukaryota, Viridiplantae, Streptophyta, Magnoliopsida, Lamiales, Orobanchaceae. The record is from the annotation of a GenBank genome assembly.